This is a messenger RNA of Falco peregrinus (peregrine falcon), 5203 nucleotides long. It is a transcript of the gene LRIT3, whose product is annotated as leucine rich repeat, Ig-like and transmembrane domains 3. The record is from RefSeq and is a predicted model, not a curated record. The transcript is spliced from 4 exons. NCBI's taxonomy places the organism in Eukaryota, Metazoa, Chordata, Aves, Falconiformes, Falconidae. Bases 70 to 2073 code for a protein of 667 amino acids. Gene Ontology annotation, molecular function: protein binding.
ACACUGCACAUGAGUGCCUAGGAAUAAAGUUUUCAAUUUUUGUCGUGUCAGUUCUGCUGGGAGGAAGCCAUGUAUCUGUUUAUUUACUUCUACCUCCUAAUGAACUUUUUAGAAGAAGUGCAUGGGUUUUGUCCUUCACAAUGCACUUGCGUUUACCAUGGCAGAAGUGAUGGCACUGGAACAAGGUCUGUGCUCUGUAACGAUCCUGACAUGUAUGAAAUCCCUGUGAAUGUUCCUGUGGACACUGUAAAACUUCGUAUAGAGAAAACUGUCAUACGAAGGAUUCCAACUGAAGCCUUUUACUACCUAGUAGAUCUCAAAUACCUGUGGGUAACUUACAACUGUGUAGCCAACAUUGAUAUCAGCAGUUUCUAUAACUUGAAACAACUACAUGAGCUACGGCUGGAUGGUAAUCUGCUUUCGACUUUCCCUUGGGAGUCGCUGGCAGAGAUGCCCAACCUAAGGAUUCUUGAUUUACACAACAAUAAAGUGACCAGCAUUCCUGCUGAUGCUGGCCGGUACCUGAGAAACCUCACCUACCUGGACAUAUCCAGCAACAAGCUAACCACCUUGCCGUCAGACUUGAUGGACAUUUGGCCCCCCUUCUCAGAAGCUCUCCUGCCCAAGAACACAGAUGUUCUGGUGACCCAGAGAGUCAUUUUGGGUUUGCAGGACAACCCAUGGUUUUGUGACUGUCGCAUUUCGAAGCUAAUUGAAUUUUCCAAAAUUGUGGACAACUCGGUUGUACUUCUUGAUCCAUUGGUUUCAUGUAGCGGACCUGAGAGUCUGGCAGGAAUCUUGUUCCAGAGAGCUGAGUUAGAGCAGUGUCUUAAACCAUCCGUGAUGACAUCAGCAACAAAAAUCACUUCCCCACUGGGAAGCAACGUUCUGCUGCGCUGUGAUGCGACUGGGUACCCAACACCGCAGCUUACUUGGACUAGGUCAGACAAUAUACCGGUGAACUAUACAGUAAUUCAAGAAACACCCGGAGAGGGUGUCAGGUGGUCCAUAAUAAGCUUGACAGGGAUUUCAUACAAGGACGCAGGAGAAUACAGAUGUAAAGCCAAGAACUUAGCAGGAAUGUCAGAAGCUGCUGUUGCUGUCACAGUGGUUGGUGUAAUUACUACAACUGUGUCCCCACAGAAGUAUGUAAGGAAGCAAGAGGCAGAGGGACAGAAUACAACUCAGGAGGAAUCCAAGCAGGAACCUGAGCAGACAACCAUACCUCUUCUCACCACAGCCACCACCACAGCACUGGUUAGCACUGAAAGAUCAACGAGCAUCAGGCUUACUGACAAGAAGCAAUCCAGGCCUGUGAUAGAUGGAAAGAAAAAUCCAAAGGCAGUGACAAAUGGAAACAAAAAGCAGGCUGGGGAGGUAAGCAAGAAGGGUGAGGAGACGAAACAGACUGGGGAGGUGAGCAAGAAAGGUGAGGAAACUUCAUUGAAUACAGCAGGUAUGGAUGAGCAGAAUGUUACUGUAAAAAACCUAAGGGUGAUCAGUGAAACUGAUGAAAGAGUGACCUUAACUUGGAAAACUGUCAAUGCCACAAGCAACUCUGCAGUGACUGUGUUAUACUCAAAGUAUGGUGAGAAAGAUAUGUUGCCUCUGAGCACUGAUUCUAGCAAAAACAAAGUCACGAUUGAUGGUUUGCAACCAAGUACUCAAUAUAUGGCAUGUGUCUCGCCCAAAGGAGUGCCACCUACAAAAGAGCAGUGCAUUAUUUUCUCCACUGAUGGGUUAAACAAUGAAGAGAGCUCUCAGUUUUCAAUUCUGAUAUUGGCCAGCAGUGCAGCAUGUGUGGUUGUUUUACCUUUGAUACUUUUCUUACUCUACAAAGUUUUAAAACUUCAUGUGAAACCAAAAACUGCCAAGGAAGCUGAACUUGCAAAAGAGACCUAUGUGAAAUUUGAAACACUAUCUCUGAAGCCUCGAACAGUAAAUACAGGAGAGCAGCUCUGGGCACGAAGGUACACAGAUGAGUCGGAAAGACUUCUCCUUUGUUCUAGGUCAAGCAUGGAUUCUCAAAUGACCUUCAAAAGUGAGGGUUCUAGGUCUGAGUAUCUGUGUUGAACAUGGGUGACGGUGGAGGAGAUGGCAUAUACAAUAGGUAAAAUUAAUCCAGAAUGAUGAUACUGCACCUGGAAGCAGGUUGGUGCUAGGUGGUGGUCACAAUAUGUUAUCUGAUGUAAUACAGUCUACUGGACGGGUAGGGUGGUGGGUGGGAGGGAGAAUAGAAGAGAGAUGUUGCCUCUUCAUUUUCUUUUUUUAUGUUUGUGACUUUGCAUGUGAAGGAAUGAUGUUCUUCAAAAGAUAAAUACAUCAUGAAAUGGUUGCCGGGUUAAAGAUCUUCUAUACUUUGUUUUCAUUAAAACAUCAUUCUGUUUUCUCUUCUCUCAUUUUACUGUAUGAUGUGCUAGUUGCAUGUAUCAAACAUUAAUCACAACUUUCGUGAAAACUUACGUACUUAAAAAUAAUAGGAAAACGGUUUACAUCUAUUGAGGUCAACAUUUUAUUUAAAAAUUUGAGUUUUCUUCUGACAUCAGCUUUGAGAUGUCAUUCAGCUCUGUUUGUACAGUAUCUUGGACUGGAGUUAUUUUCGGGCCAAUCAAGGCUGAAGCUAGGUAGCCAUAGCUUAUGGACUCUUGAGAGGUACAAUACACAUAUCGUCAUUUUGCAGAUGCUGUGGCAAAGGUGCUUCUGUAGUGUUCUGAAGCUCAGGUAAGAUAUCAUUAUGAGUAACUCUGUGAGAGAUACUAGAUAUUAAUAAUGUUAACUUACAUCAAAUGAUCUUAUUGCGAAAUCUCAGCCUUAGAAUUUACUUGGAUGCAUUUGUCUAUAUACCUCAAUUCCAGAAAUCUGUACAGAAAAUUUUGUGGCACUGUGUAAUACAACACACACUCAUAUAUUACAUAGAUUUUGCACAAUAUUAUGUACUACAGUGUAGUAAUAUAAUACAUUUUGAGAUACAGUAUGAGGAGGUCUUGUCCUCAGGUCAUGUUGGAUGUGUAAUGAAGUUUGAUGAGCAUAGUGAAAGUUAAUUGUGAACAUGCUUCCCAAUGUUUAAAAAAAUCAGGUAUUAAUAGUAACGAUGAAUGCAGAAUUGCCUAUUAAUGAUAAUAAUGAAUUGUCUAUUCUAAGGCUGCUUUUUUAUUGCCUGAAGUAAAUAACAGUGUUUAUUGUUGUAGGUUUAGAUAUUGUGGUUAGGAGUACGUAUGAAUUGAGAACCACAGCUUUUCCUAAAAGUUACAACUGCAUUGUUUUCUUGGACUUUUCUAUGUCUAGAAAAACUGUUUGUUUUGUUAGGAAGCUGGGAAUCUUUUCAUUCCAGAGGGAGAAAUAUUACCCAAAGCUACAAACCACAGCUUAGGUAGUUAACUUUAUAAUAGUGGCAUUUCUUGGUGUCGCUAGUGUAGGAUUAAAUUUUGCCUGCUGGAAUGCUAGAGAGCUUAUUUUGUAAGGCGUAGGUUGGAGAGAGGAAAACACUUUGUCAAAAAACCUCCAACAUGAAAUCACAGCAGAAAAUGAAGAUGUUGAAAAAAUCUCCAUGGUAUUUACAUGAUGGUGCUUGAUGGCCAGGCAUAAUAGAAUAAGUCUUUGAGACCAUGGGAGCUGUAGUAACAAAGCAGUUGAGAUGUUCAAAAGUGCAAAAUUAGCUUACCUUAAUAUACUUUUAGAGGUAACCUUGGUGUUCCUUGCUGUAUUACUAGUAUGUGUGGUUAAAACCCGAUGUUUCUUCUUUUUCCAUGAGUGCAGUGAAAAUGGUUUUAGUUUUCUGAGUGGAAUAUUUUUACUUUGGCAUUUUUUUUUUAAUUCAGGAUUUUUUUUAGGGAAAUCAGAUUCUUUUUUGUGUCAAAACCAAGGUUCAUCUGACAAGCAGUUUAUGAUAAACUAAAUGUUUAACAAGACCUGAAGUGUUACGGUAUUUGCCUUCCAAUUCUGUAUAGAUAGUGUAGCCACUAGUUGCUGCUGAAACACUGCGCUUGUUAUUAAUGACAGCAAUUGUUUUAACAUUUGUUUUUUAAUUCCUGGACAAUAUUUGACUUCAGCUUUUUGCAAGAAAUUUUAAUCUAAUUCUGGAGGUCAAAAGUGCUAUCACGUGACUUGUAGAUGAUACAUCAAUAUAUUGGACUGAGGUGGUACAGAGCUUGCUUGAGGGAGCUCACUUGCAAAUGUGAAAUCUUUUGGUUUGAUUAAUCCUUGUGGAAUUAGCAUGACCUAAAGUUAGAAAUUAAUCUCUAUGACCAUGAGCGCUAUCAGUCUGUCAAAGAUGGAGUGUAUUAUAAAGGGUGUAUUCUUCCAAUAAAACAUGAGCUACAUUAUUUUUUUCCAUAGUUCUUGAGACAACAGUUCUACAACCCAGACACACUUCUGUACCUCAUGUCAAAACAGCAAAUUUGUUGGGGAACUUCUAUAGGAAUUUGAUACAAAGGCCAAAUCACACAAUGAAGACGUGCUCUGUAUCACCCAAGACUGGUUUAAUUCAAGAGCUGAAAAAAUACUUCUGGUUACAGAUGCGUAUUUUAAUACUGUAAAUUGUUAAUAUUAAUGAUGAAAUCAUUAUGAGAGAGAUUUUUGUCACCUGUAAUCAAUUUGUAUAAUGUCUUCUGAAAUGCAAUACUGAAUCAAUCCUCACUAUAAACAGUGAUGACUAUAACCUAUGCUUGCCUGGUAGGAGAAUUUGGAGAGGAUUUAACCAGUGUUUGUGCAUUGCCUUUCACGUAUUUUGCACUUUGUUAGCUCGAUUCAUCCUGCAUUUCACCAGGAAGGUUCAACAUACAUUACCUACAAUUGUGUGUGUCAAAAUUGAACGGUUAAUGAAAUAAUGGAGUAAUGACAGCUGAAUCCCAAAUAGACCUCAUUUUUACUUAAAGCUUUAGUGGGCCUCAGCACUUGUAGUUAACCGCAAUCCUGGCUUCAAUGUGCACUUACUAAGCCAAACUGUAGGCAUCCACACAUCUAUUUUAGUCCUUGGCAUUGCUGACAGUGGACUUUGUAUUCCUUGCACUGUCAUCAGAUUCUCAUACUUUUCUCAGGUGGUGAUUAAGAGAGAAAACUCUUUUGUGUGUACCAUACCAUAAAAAUGUCUAUAAUAGUGAAAACAUGCAGACUUGGGCUGUAUCUAAGAGGCUAAACAAAGAACAUUUCAAAGUCAUUAUGUUUUCAAAGAAGUAUUUAACAUAGCAGUUGUUUUGAUGUGAAA